This is a messenger RNA of Chelonia mydas (Green sea turtle), 6218 nucleotides long. It is a transcript of the gene TSPAN2, whose product is annotated as tetraspanin 2. NCBI's taxonomy places the organism in Eukaryota, Metazoa, Chordata, Testudines, Cheloniidae. The record is from RefSeq and is a predicted model, not a curated record. Bases 169 to 1200 code for a protein of 343 amino acids. Gene Ontology annotation, cellular component: membrane. The transcript has 8 exons.
GCUGCAAAGCCCUCACCAGCCCCAGCGCCGCCGCCGGCUGCCCGGCACCAGGGGCGGGCUCUGCUCCUGCCCGCCCCCGCCGGGCCAUGCCCCAUCCUCUCCCUGCACCUGCCUCCCCCCGCGCCCCGGGAGCUGCCGGCGAGUCGGGGCGCGGAGCCGGAGCCCGCCAUGGGCCGCCUGCGCUGCAUCAAGUUCCUGCUCUUCGCCUUCAACUUCGUCUUCUGGGUCAGUGGGGCCGGGCCGGGCCGGGCCGGGCCGGGGCGCCCGGGAGCCGCGCUGCGGGCAAGGGGCUGCUCCGCGCGCCCCGGAUGGCCACAGCAGGCUGGGACCGGGGGGAGCUGGGGGACCGGGGUCUCUGUGGGGCGGGAGCUGGGAGGAGUCUGCAGGGCUCGCUUGUCAUGCUGCUGUGCCACCCUCACCCUGCGGGCAGGACUGGCACCCACAUCUGCUUCUCACAAUCCCCCUGAGCCGCGGAACCCCUUUCCGAGCUGCUCCCCGCCCCCCAGCACCCACUUCUCCAGGGACACCCACAAGCCAUCGGCCAGGCGGGGAGGGGAGCACUGGGGGGCGCCCUCCGGAGCCUGCUGGAUCGCUGACCUCCAGCUGGCAGGGUUGGCUGUCAUUGCCUUUGGACUAUGGCUGCGAUUUGGUGGGGUCCUGAGAGACUUAACUUCAGAGGAAAAAUCCCCAGAGUACUUCUACAUGGGGCUGUAUGUGCUGGUGGGAGCAGGGGCGUUGAUGAUGACAGUUGGAUUUUUUGGGUGCUGUGGAGCAGUGCGGGAGUCUCAGUGCCUGCUUGGAGCGUUUUUUGCCUGCUUGCUGGUGAUAUUUGCUGCUGAAGUCACCGCUGGAGUGUUUGCAUUCAUAGGCAAAAAAGCGGCAGUACAGGAGGUCCAGACCAUCUAUGAAGAAGCUUAUAAAGACUAUGUGUUGGACAUGGGGAAGAGUAACAAAACUCUCAUUCAGUUCCACACAGCUCUUCAAUGCUGUGGUAAAGAAAGUGAGGUUCAGGUGAAGCCCACCUGUCCAGAGGGCAUCCAGGUGCCCAAGAACUGCCUGGAUGAAAUCCAGAAUUUAAUUAACUCGAAUCUGCAUUUAGUUGGAAUCGUUGGAAUUGGAAUUGCUGGCAUCACAAUCUUUGGCAUGAUAUUCAGCAUGGUUCUCUGCUGUGCUAUCCGCAAUACAAGGGACAUGCUCUAAAACUCACUGCACAAUUUCUAUGCUCCGGGACUUCCAGACUAAACUUUACAAGAUGCAUUCUCAGAGUUUAAUAAUUGUAAUACAUUUUUGAUUAGUGUUUUAACCAACUGAGAGGAAAAGGCCCCAUUUGGUGAGUGUGAAUUGCAUUAAUUGUGUUCAAACUUUUAAGUCAGAAAACUGAAAUGAGUAAAAUGAGGGUUUAAAAUGUACUUUCCUAAAAUGAAAAGGCAAAGGUGGUACCUAAAAUUAAUUUGUUUUUAAAUAUCUUUGCAUAUAUAUGGCUGAGUGCUUGCGCAUCUAUAUACACUGGAUAAGCACCUGCCUGUCUCCACGUACGGAUCUGCAAGAGUGCACAAGUACAGAUAUCUGUAUAUAUAGUACAUUGUGUGGGUGAAUGCAUGCAUAUGACAUAUGUUGUGUGGGCACGUGUUUGCAUGCACAUUCCUGCAGUGUCCCCACUAUGUGAGAGUGUGCAUAAAGCCCUGGCAUAUAUACAGGUUGAAACCCUUUCAUAGUGAACCCCUGUUGGCUAAUAAUCAGUGUAGGAGCAACUGCCAUUUUUAAAAUAAAACCUUUAAUGUAGUUUUUAUCCACUAAUCCCAAAAUUAAAAGGAAAUACAAUUAAUAAAUAGGAUUUAUUCAAAUGAGUUGAUAUCUAAGGGCCUGUUCCUGGAAGUAUGUACUCUAUGUGAGUAGUCCUGUUGACUUCAGUGUCACAUGUAGAAGUGUUGGUAGGAUUGGGCCCUACAUCUGAACAAAGAAGGAUUCUUGGGGAGUCCUAGGACCAGGCGAAAGGGGGAGGGUUAAGAGAGAGAUGGGAGGCUGAUGGGCAAUGCAGAGUCAGUUAUACCAGGAUAAAGCGUGCCUUGGCUUCGCAACCCAGUCUGCGUGACAAAAUCACGGUUAUGCAUUUGAAAGUCUCUAAAAUCCUAUUAAUUUUUAAAGCGGAGAUUUCAAAAGAAAGGGCGGAAGAGAGCUGAAGCUGACAGUCCCACACUGGGAGCAGCUAGCAUGGAUUUAUACUUGUACAAAGCCCAAAUGACCCCAGCAGAACCCCACACAGCACAGAGGCUCGUGCAGGAUUGAAGCCUUUAUCCAGAAAAGCAGCAGAGUUGUGGGAGAUCUUGUGCCCAAAGACUCUGGCUAGCCGUGCUGUAGGGGACAAAUAAAUUGUGAAGACUGUUAGGGAGAAACAAAAGUGGCACUUUAAUACCUUCAUUUCUUCCUCUGCUCUGAACUACUGCGACUAUCACCAUUUCAGCAGGGCUUUUACCUCAAAUCUCUCGCCCUCUCCUUUGGGUAUAAGGGCAGGAAGUAAAGGCAACACAUUUUUACAGAGUCAUAAAGAGUCAUUUUCUUAUUGGCAAUUAUGCUUUGCGGGUAAGAGAUGUAAGAAUUACACUGUAUCCUUGAAAUACCUCAGGGCUUGAGUUUACACAGCUUGCUUCCAUAUUUUUAUUUUUCUUAUUUAUUCACAGUAGAAUGUUCCUUUUAAAACAUUCGACAGCCUGGAAGUAUUCUCCCCACAAAGGGAAAAUAAAGUACAUGAGAGACUAAGAGUCUUAUAUUUUUGGCUCAUUUCAUUUGGGAAAGCAGUCUCUUUCUCCCCCCUCCCGCCCCCUAAAUGUUUCAGAAAGGGGGCUGUGCUAGAGAUGUGCAUGAACUCAUGUAGUAACCCUGCCUCUCUGCAUAUCCUGUCCAGCUUUCUAAUGCAAUUGUGAUUUGGUUUUCCUGGGUUCCAAAUUAGAGAGUAAGUAUAAUGGAGAAGGGCUCGUCUCGACUGAUGUCUUAAUAAAAUGAUCCCUGCUCUCCAAAAAUCUAGUGCAGUCACUGUAAUAGAGUCUUUGCUCCAUUUAAACAUACUGGAAGAAUAUAGGACUUCAGGAAAUAUUUCCUAUAUCAGGACAUUAAUUCAAGCACUGUGUGAAUCCAAGUGCAUGGGUUUGUAUGUAAUACAAAUACCCCAGAGUAUGCAGCCCUCAUAUGUAAUACAAAUACCCGAGUGUGCAGCCCUCACGGUCCCAAGGAACCUCAUAUUUAUACCACCUCAAGCUUAUUUUGGUGCUGGAAAUCAUUCUACUGUUAUACCUUUUCUACAAUUCAUUUAAUAAUAUUUGAGUGUCAGACCUGCCUGUCCUUUACAUUUGCCAUUUGUAAUUUCUCACGAGCAGCAUUUGAAUGGCCAUUGAUAUCCUAAGGCAGCUGUGUUCUACUAAAAGUAAAGCAGCUGGGUAUGCAACACACUGCCAUGCCAGGAAUUUCUGGGCUUAGCCUCAGGCUCCCCAAGCCAACAUGGAGACAGUGUGGCUGGCUCCAAGGAAGAGAGUUAGGUUUGCAUCCUUCUGCAGUGACCUCACUGGAGGAGAGUCUUGUGGACACACCUUGUGUAAAGGUAGGGGCUGAGGAGGUUACUGCACUAGCCUAAGAACUUCAGAACUUCAGGGCCUGACAAAAUAGUUCACUUUUAGGAGAGAGUAUGAGUCUCUCGACAAGGCAUAGAGCCCUGUGGCAGUUCAGUGGAGCUGGGGAAUACCCCAUAAAGAGAAGGCUGGCAAAAAAUACACAUAGCUAUACAGAAGCAGUUGUCUUAGCCUUUGCCAGUCAAAUGAAAGGGUCUUUGCAGACCAGCAGGCUGUAAAUAACACAACUAGACAGACAUGAUGGCAUCAGUGAUCUUUUAUUAACUAAGACCUAACUUUUGUGAAAGACGAGUCUGUACAUUGCUGGCCUCGCCGGUUCUCCUGGUCUGGAUAGUACAGAUAACUGUAAUGCUCACUGCAUCCCAUGUGGGAGGGCAUUUACUGUACACACAGAUCCAUCUCUCUCAUGCACACUCUAGAAUGAAUAUUUUUUUAAAACACACACAAACACCCUUGCCACUUUUUUAAAAAUUACUGAAUCUUGUUUGGCACUAGAACAGGAAUAAAUAGCCAGAGUUUGCUUCCUUUUUCACUUACAGCAACAUGGAGUCAGUCUGGAGGUGCCCACUUCUGCUUUUGAGAUGCACCAGUACACGAACUGGUGCUUGCAGAAAACUUUUUGCUUGUUUACCUCUAAGUGCCUUUUAGAAACAGAGAAGAGUGCCAGUAAGAAAAAUAUUUCAAUAAAUUCAGACUUGAAUCACCUUGCUUUCUAAUGAAAUAGUUUUUUUCUAUACAGUGCUUUCAUAUUUAUAUACAUAACAGUUAUGUGUACUCUGGGUUCUCAUGCUAUCCAGGAAUAUUGGAUGCACUUUGUACUGAAGAUCAGGAAUAUAAUGGUACCAGUUAUUGGUUUAAUUCUCUGGAUUAUUAUUGUGCAUCAGGCCAGGAAGCAGCAUAUUUAAAAUGUCUAUCAGGGCCUUUAACAAAGUGUGGCCUUCCCAUCUCGCUAUUUCAUGCUGUUGUUUUGUAGACAGUAUAUUACUGCAUUAGUAACAGUUUCCUCUAUCCUGUAUUAGCAUUUGAAGGACAUUUUACUCUGAUCCAGUGGUUACUAGCAAUAGAAGGUGAAAUUACUAUCUUAUUCUUGCCGGCCCUUAUAAUUAUUAUUAGGAUUCUUCUGUAGUGCUUUACAAGCAAUAACUAAUUAGACCCUUCCUUGGCAUUUCUGUGGCUAGACUGAGCAAUCCUGUUUAUAGUACAGUUGUGGUUGAGCUAUAAAUCCUACCCUGACAUCUGGGAAGAAAAAUACUCUCGGUUUCUGUGGAAAUAUGCCCCAUUCGUUGUGCUGCUUCCCCUUUGGUUUAAAUCUGGCACUCUCAUUUUAUUUCCAAACUCUGCACUUCUGCCAGAUGGCACAGCACUCUUCCCAACAUGCUCCAUCUGGCUACAAUAAGGAAACUUUCUAUGGCAUCUGAAUCAAAACUACCCAAAAAUAUAGACUGUGCUAGAAAAUCAGCACAUCAGGAUUGAAUUCAUUCAACCCAAUUCUGUCCUCAGAUACGUACGUGCACGAGAACAUCCAAUGCACCGAUCAGCUCAGGGCUCCCUCUAGACCAGUAUCUCACAGUGGCUAGUACCAGCUGCUUCCAAAGAAGUUGCCAGAAACAUCUGUAGCAAGCAGCAGCCUGUAGGGGAAGUUCCUUCCUAUUCCCAUCAAUUGGCUUAUUAUUCUCAUUAUUCAUAUAAUUGUCUAACCUCUUUUUAAUUGUACUGAGCUCCUGAAAUUCUCAUUGACCUCUGUAGGAGCCAUAUGUGCCUAUUUGAGGGCAGAAUUUGACUAGUUUUGGUAGCCUUCCGCGGCCAAGCAGGACCUGAGUGAAGUAGAUCCCUGGAAUAUCCAUGCAACAAAGAAUUGUGUUUCAUUUCCAGUUGUCCCACUGAAAACAAGUGGGAUUGUUUUCAUGGCAAAAUAUAUUCCAUCCCUACUGAAAAAGAAACAGAGCUGUUAUCUGAACCCUUUUAAACCCACUUUUUGUGGCCUUUGGGAGACUAACUCCUUUAAAUUUUUUGUUUCAUGUUCUCUAUGUAUAUAAAUCUCCCCACUGUAUUUUCCACUGAAUGCAUCCGAUGAAGUGAGCUGUAGCUCACGAAAGCUUAUGCUCAAAUAAAUUUGUGAGUCUCUAAGGUGCCACAAGUACACCUUUUCUUUUUGCGAAUACAGACUAACACGGCUGCUACUCUGAAACCUAUUCUUAUUAAAUGUACAUUAUAAACACAGCUCACCGUCAAAUCCUUUCCCCUUCUGUGUUGGCGAAUUACGAUGCUCGUGUCUUUACCUCCCUGCGAGACCAGGAUUGUCUCUUUUACAUUGCCUGAGACAUGCAUUUCCAAUACUGAAUGCUUGUUCCUGUAUUCCAAGUACUAACAUUAGGCAGGACUGGGACAUCAUGUUAUUAUUAUAGGGCCUGUGAGAGCAAGAGCAUUUGUCUAUAUGAAAGUUUCCCUGAGUUGUAAAUGUUGGUCAGGUGAUUGUGCUGUUGCUGAAACUAGUUUUCAUUUGGCAUGUUCUGAACUGGCUUUUAUCGACUUUGCUGUACUGAAUUUAAAGAUUCUAAUAAAAAAUAACCUGAAAUAAAAGAGAAGUGCAGGAAACAA